AUGUAUUUUUUUUUAAAUUUAUUAUUUAUUCAGACGCGUUUUAAAUGCUCAAAUGGAGAAUUCUACGAAUAUGAUGUUAACAAAGGGUUUGCCGGAAAAUCGUGUCUUGCGGGCUAUAAUUUUGACGGACCUGUAGAACGUGGUAUUGUGAAAGCUGGGCGUUAUGUUGGUUCACGCGGCAAAGUUACGGACUGUGAUAGCCACAUGCAAUACUACCAUGGGAAAAGUGGGGCUUGUUACCCUUCACCAGGCAAUAAUUCGACUUACUGUGGACAGAACAGUGUCUGUAAAGAGAAGAAGCCGGAAGAAUAA
Messenger RNA from Meloidogyne enterolobii, 312 nucleotides. Lineage: Eukaryota; Metazoa; Nematoda; Chromadorea; Rhabditida; Meloidogynidae. The record is from the annotation of a GenBank genome assembly.